AUGCCUUCCUUGCACCCAGAAGCUGUGCUGGAGUUGAUGCGUCUCAGCACCACCGUUCCAGCAGAGGUCGCCCUCAGGGGUGUGCUUGACAAGAUUUUUCAGGAGGACAUGCCAGAAGAUGGUGGGGACCUUCCCAGGGUGACCAUUCGGAUGCUGGUGGAUGCUGGACAGAUAGGUGCAGUUCUGGGCAAGGGUGGCAGCAUCAUCGCAGACAUGAGGCGGAACACAAAUGCGCAGAUCAAGGUCCUUCAGGGGAACGAGUUACCCGCGUGUGCCUUGGAAACCGAUGAAAUUGUGCAGGUUUUUGGCGAGUAUGACAAAGCUGUUGCUGCUGUGAACAUCAUUGCACAAAAGCUUAAAGGCGCCCCACAGCGCCGUCGCAAUGUUCCGCAGAUGGGUGCACCGCAUAACCCCGCCCUUGGUCAGCAGCACUUCAUGUCACCCUCGCCAUCGGGCGUGUCUGCCUUUGGGGUCGGCGUCUCCCCAGGUGUCUCCAAUGUGUUGCAGCUCCCUGGGGUUGGGCCCCAGCUGCUUGGGGGUGCUGGACUUGUGGAGGCAACUUUCAGGCUCCUGGUGCCUGAGAAGUUAACAGGAAGCAUCAUCGGCAAGGGGGGAGAGGUAAUCAGGAGAAUCCGUGAGGAGACUGGUGCCAAGGUGAUCAUCUACAACACGGUGGAGAGGUGCGAUGAACGGGUGCUCAAGUGCGUGUCCAUGGACGACACAACGGCGCAAGUGUGCGCUGCUCAGGAGGCCAUGAUAAGAGCCCUCUUCUGUUUGUUCAAAAAUGAGGAGAACAACCCUGGCGCAGUGUUGAGCAUUCGCAUGCUAAUACCAUCCGACCAGAUUGGGGCAAUCAUGGGCAAGAAGGGCACCAUCAUCAAGGGCAUCCGCCGUGACACCGGUGCCAUCCUGGUCGUCCAGCCACGAGACCAGCUGCCUGCAUGCUCCCACGAGGGCGAUGAGCUGUUUGAGAUCAAGGGCAAGAUGGACAGCGUCAUCAGUGCCUUCCAGACCGUGUGUUCUCUUCUACGGACUAACAUGGGACGGACCCAGGCAAAGGCGGCAGCAGAAGCUGGUGGGGGUGAUCCCAACAUCCCUGCUGGCGCAUUUGGCAGUGGUGGAUUUGGUGGCGUGUCCCAGGGACCCUUGACAGUAAUCGCGGACAACCCAGUGAUGCUGACAGCGGCCGGAGCGCCUGGCGUCGCUCUCCAGGCGGGAGGAUUUGGUGUUGGUGUGCCAGGACCCCAAAAUUUGAUUAAUCAGUAUGCUCAGGCAGGCGGCCUCAUUCAGCAGAUGCAGCAGCCCCAAUUGGCAGGGGCCAUCGACCCAUCCGUGCUUGGCUUGAUGCCCAACCUCAACAUGGCUGGUGCAGGCCAGGUGUCUGUCCGCCUGUUGCUCACCCAGCUGCAAGCUAAUGCUGUGACUGGGCAGGGAGGAACGAACCUGAGGCAAAUAAGAGAGAUUUCUGGAGCAUUCGUGAAGCUGCACAACCCACAGGCAAACGGCGACAGAGAGCUUGAGCUGGUCGGCACUCACGAGCAGACUCAGGCUGCCCAAAACUUGGUGAACACCUUCCUGCUGGUGGCUUCCUUGCCCACCCAAGUACGGGUGGUUGUGAACGCAGAUGGAACUGUGAUGCAGGGCCAGCCCACCGUGGGCACAGGGCUGUCCACGGGGGGCCUGACAGGUGGCGCUCAGUUCAUCAUGAAGCAGGAGUGA
Messenger RNA from Ostreobium quekettii, 1719 nucleotides. NCBI's taxonomy places the organism in Eukaryota, Viridiplantae, Chlorophyta, Ulvophyceae, Bryopsidales, Ostreobiaceae. The record is from the annotation of a GenBank genome assembly.